UUUUUUUUUUUCGUAGUUAACCAAGUUCUGUUUCAACAUCCAUGGACAGCACCAGUAACAAUGAAGUCACCCGUUUAUGGAGGGUAUUCCGUACUACACAUCAAAUGGUUCACGAUAGAGGAUACCUUGUAUCUCAAUCCGAACUUGGUAUGGAACUAGAUAUAUUCAAGCGAACUUAUGCCCCAUCUGGUGACGUUGAUCGCGACCAUUUGACGUUUGUUGUCCAAAAGAAGGAUGAUCCUACUGAUCAAUUACUUGUAUUCUUCCCCAAGGACAAGUCUGUAGGCGUGAAACCAUUAAGAGUGUUUGUCGAACGUAUGGCUCAACAACAAAUCCCUAAAGGUAUUUGUGUAUAUCAAAAUAGUUUGACAGCUUCCGCCAACAAGGUGAUGCAAUCAUUACCUUCUAAACAUACGCUAGAAUCCUUCCAUGAAAACGAAUUAUUGGUCAACAUCACUCAUCACGUCCUUGUACCAAAACAUGAAGUUCUUACCAACGAAGAAAAGGCUGCCUUGUUGCAAAGAUACCGUUUGAAGGAAACUCAAUUACCACGUAUACAACAUAGUGAUCCAGUCGCCCGGUAUUAUGGUUUGAAGCGUGGACAAUUUGUCAAGAUUUUACGGGAAAGUGAAACAGCUGGCCGAUAUGUUAGUUAUAGAUUAUGCAUUUAAACAAAAAUCUUUUAUUUUUUCAUUUUUACUUUUUUUUUUUUCUUAUUGAUGUACAUCAACCCUACCUUCCACUCUACCCUUCAUCAUCCCUUAUUCUUUCAAAAACAUCCCUACUGAAGAAUCAUACAGGACAAUAUCUCUCUCUUUUUUUCAUUUUGUUUAUUUAUUCCUUCCACUUUUUUUUUUUUUUUUUUUUUUU
Halteromyces radiatus is the source of this 870-nucleotide messenger RNA. RefSeq names its product RNA polymerase. Gene Ontology annotation, cellular component: RNA polymerase II, core complex; RNA polymerase I complex; RNA polymerase III complex. The record is from RefSeq and is a predicted model, not a curated record. Gene Ontology annotation, molecular function: DNA-directed RNA polymerase activity; DNA binding. Gene Ontology annotation, biological process: DNA-templated transcription. Lineage: Eukaryota; Fungi; Mucoromycota; Mucoromycetes; Mucorales; Cunninghamellaceae. The transcript is spliced from 4 exons. Bases 42 to 671 code for a protein of 209 amino acids.